UCGACCGCAUAGUGAAAGGUUAUGGAGAUGUAAAUACAUCAACCCUAGUUGUCAAGCUGUGAUAGGGGACAAACUGAUGUCUAUAAUGGUUCAGUCAAGACAAGACUUUGUGACGUAACAAACCACCUAACAGGCUAUAUACCUGAAACACCUAUAUGUUGCAUUUUACUACACCUAUUAAUCACCUGUACAAUGGAAAUAACAUACUCAGAAGACUUCUUAGUCAGGGGCCCUGCUGGCUCACCACAUACUGCUGGAGGUUCUUAUAAACGCUCUCGGACAGCUAGUCCUUCUAUGCCUCGGUCUUCUUAUCCUUAUCCUCAAGAACCUAACACUAGGUAUGGAAUUCCUCCAUCAUCGGGAUAUACCAUUUACCGAGAACCCUAUCCGGGAAGUCACCACCAGGAUUAUCGUGAGUUACGCGACCCUGACUAUCUGCAGGUUAAAAGACGGAUAACAUUAAUACCUGACUACCAUCAGGAAAAGGAAAGAAAUUCCGAAAUCUACGAGUCUAACCAAGAAAAUGCUCAAAUGAUCCAUUUUUCAAACAUUGAACCUACUCACAUAUCUAAUAAGAGACCUCGGCUAGGAGACUUUCGUCCUGACUUGACCCAGCCUCUUAAAAUUGAUACAACUGGUGAAGGAGAGGUUAAAAAGGAGCCUGCUUAUAAUCCUCAAGUUGAAGCCAUAUCUCCUACGUUACCAAACGAUGAAAGUGCUAACCGUGCUUCGAAAGAUUUUCUUCUGCAAGCUAUCAGCAGAGUGGACAGGGAGAUUUUAAAAGUGGAACAGGAUAUUCUUAAAUUGAAGAAGAGUCAGCAUAAAGCAGAUGAUGCUCACAGUGCUCUAACUAAGCUUGGACCAAAAAUUGAUAUGAAUCUUCCUUUAUCAUUCCAGCCUUUGUACAACCAACCUUCUGAUACAAGCAUGUAUCAUGGGAACAAAUUAAAAUACCAAAUGUUCAAGAAACGGUUAAUCGUACACUUUAAGCUGCGUUUCAAAGAACGCAAGCAGCGAGAACGAUAUCUAACUGACCGUUAUGACCAACUAAUGCAAGCCUGGCUCAAGAAAAUAGAACGUCUGGAAAAUAAUGCGAAACGAAAAUCCAGAGAUUGUAAGAUGCGAGAAUUCUAUGAAAAGGUAUUUCCUGAAAUUAAAAAGGCUCGUGAAGAUAAAGAAAGGUUUGCAAGGUUAAACCAGAGCUGUGGGCAGGUGAAAACCCAACCUGACACUUUACACAGUAGGGUUAGUUCGAGAAGCAGCAUAGGGGGAUACGCCCGCAGUGAAGCUGAAUUGGAACAAAUCAUGGAUGGACUUCAUGAGCAAGAAGAGGAAGACAAGAAAAUGCGGAGCUAUGCUGUGGUGCCACCCAUGAUGCUGGAUGCUCGAUCACGGAGUUUAAAGUUUAUUAAUAACAACGGCUUGAUUGAAGAUCCUAUGGCUGAAUUUAAAGAAAGGCAGCAUUUAAAUAUUUGGACUCAACCAGAAAAAAUGAUUUUCAAAGAAAAAUACCUCCAACAUCCCAAAAAUUUCUGUUUAAUUGCUUCAUUUUUAGAAAGAAAGACUGUUGCUGAUUGUAUAUUGCAUUAUUACUUAACGAAAAAGAAUGAAAAUUUUAAACAGUUAUUACGAAAGCAAGGUGUAAAGAAAAGAAGAGCUUUCCCUAAACCGCAGCCAUCUGUGAGUAGACCCUUAGAUGGUGUCAAAGAGGAGACCCCAUCGAAAGAGGAAUCUGAUGAUAAUGCCAAUAACUCCAACAACAGCAGCAGCAGCAGCAGCAGUAGCAGCAGCACCACCACCACCACAACCUCCUCAACUGCCACAACUACAACCACUGCCACCUCAACAGCUAGUUCAGCUACUACAACUAAUAACAGUGUUAAAAAGGAACCUGAUAAGGAAAGUGAAGAACUCUCCGAAAUUACAGACAUUACAACAGUUUCUGGAUCAACAGAUUCUGAUGCUGGUGGAGGCGUACAUCAAUGCGCAUUGUGUAAAGUUCAACUGGAGAAUUUCAGCAUGAGUCGUCCAAUCUCUUUGACCGAUUGUUCAAUGUAUUCUCUUACUGAAGCAGAGGUGAAGCCUGAUAUGCGAGUUUGUAAUUCAUGUCGUGCCCGCUCUGUUAAACAGUCGCGCUGUGUGCAGUGUCCUGUGCCUACUUGUAAAAUUCCAAAACGGAAAGUAAAACGUCUUUGGCCCCUCUCUGUGAAGUGGUCAGAAAUAGCCACUGAAAUCAAAGAACCAAUACUAAUGGAGAUGCAAAUCUCUGAAGAUAUUUCCCGCUGCUGUUCUGCUUGUUUUAAUAGAAUUGCUCGACAACUCGGUACAAACCCUCAAACCAAUGAGCCAUUAGUUCCUUUAGUACCUGAAAAUAAUGAUGCGAGCCACGUGGUGUCUCUUGAUAUGUUUUCAGAUGGUGUUGAAACGUCAAGAUGGACAGAAGAAGAAAUGGAAGUUGCCAAACAAGGUCUAAGAGAACAUGGUAGAGAUUGGGUUGCUAUUGCCAACCAAGUUGGAACGAAAACGGAGGCCCAGUGUAAGAAUUUCUAUUUCAACUAUAAGCGGAAAUUGAAAUUGGAACUCAUCUUGCAAGAACACCAUAAAGAAAAGCAGUCAGGUAGUACAAGGACGAGAACAACUUCAUUCGCUUCCACAGCAACGCAUUCAGAGGAGGAGGAUGUCUCAACUAGUGGUGAAGAAAACCCUGACGAUGAUUCUGAUACAGCCAGUGCCCCCAGCCCCGCUCCCAUACCACAGCCUCAAGAUCCUGCUCUGAUGAAGCAUCCGGCCGAACAAAAAGACGAAAAGCUUACAGAAGCUGAGAAUCAAGAUAGGACACCUUGUCCUGAUAAUGCAGAAUUGCAACCAGUUCUGGGACAAGACAAUAAUUUAACGAGCAACAAGCCAUUAAGUGAUUCUCAAAGCAGUCUCCGUAGCAUUGCUGAUAACGACAGCAGUGCUACAAUGAGUGCUGACGAAAGUUCACACCAGGAUCCUGGUGCUCUUCCUAUUUCUACUCCAGCAGCUUCCAUUUCAAGGACUGAUACCCCGACGUUGAUCACCGAACGACCAAUGUCGAGUAAUAUGGUACCAGCUUCCAUUAGUUACAGCUUACCUGUGGUACAACAUCAAGAGCAAACCCUGUUGAAGGAGCCACGCCCUGCAUCAGAAGGAGUCGAUUUGUCGCACAGUCGCGGAUUCUCUCCGUUUCGCUUCUCGUCACAACAGUCACCUCACCGACCUGCAAGCGCUGUGUCCGAACCGGGGCGGUCGGUCAGCUCGCCUCGCCCAAAAUCGGCCGGGCCAGCAUCUGUGGAGAAAAUAUUUUCCGGCAGCAGCGGUUACAUAAGCAUACACCCAGAUCAGGAGCAGUUGGUGUUUCGUGAGAGUGGCAAUGUUGGGGUUACGAAUAGUAACCUUCCUGCCAAUUGCAACCAGCAGGACACAAAGAAGCAAAAACCAGCCUGUGUGAGGGAUCUCAUUCACUCAGCUAUUGAACGGAACUUAAGCCGUGGAGAGAAUAGUGGUGAUACAAUAAAUAAACCCAUUAUGUCUGAAAACACUGUGUUGUCCAGGAAAUCGAUGCUCUCUGGACUCGUCCACAACAUGCCUCAGGACUUGCGUAAAGAACGGCGGCCGGAGCAGGCAUCACCAUAUAUGUUUCCAGACAUAGCAGCGUACAGAGGAAUUACUGCACGGGAAAUGCAUGAUCCGAGAGAGAUACGUGAUUUCGAAGUGCAAGACUUGUCAAGGCGUCCUAUUGAUUACCAUGACAAAACGCAAAAGGCUUACAAAGGAGACCCUCGUGAUUUUCAAAGGUCUAUAGACUCUCACUUAAGGCCUGAAGAAUCUCAAAGAAAAAAUAUGGGUCUGCCUCCUCCUGCCCAUUCUCAUCAUCUCACUUCAUCUAGCCUCCAUCAGUCACAAGCAGAUGAACCUAUGCAACUUAAGUCUCAUAAAACCAUCGUCCCUCGGGUCAAAUCACCCUCAAUAUAUCACUCUGAGCCUGCACAAACAAUAUCACCAAUCAUCAGAGCUGUGCCACCCACUUCAAAUUCUCCCUACAAUUCACAUCUUGCUCCCAUGGAGUUUCAAAACAGGAACCAAAUGGGGGCCCGUAUACCACCACCACCACCAUUGAUUAAUUCCAAAAUGUCCCCCAAGCUCCCUAAAUCCCCUCCUGUUAGUUCACAUCUCGUUCCACCUCCCACUGGAUCCAUCACCCACGGGACCCCUGUUAGUCAUCCUGUAACAUCCACCUCGGGUGGCAAUCAUCCCAAUAAUUCAGGUAUACCAUCCCAUCGAAUUGACAUCAGUCACCGGCAGCAGACUCCUCCCCAGGGAUCUAUAACAAGGGGAACUCCACGGAACAGAGAACCUGGGACUGGGAGGGGUACCCCUGUUGGUCAUGAAGCUAGUAUAACCAGAGUUUCUCCAGUGAUAGAUCCCAUGUUGGGCCGGGGAAAUAUCGUGUACGAUUCAGGGAUUAGACGGGUUGUGUAUGAAAAAAUAUCAGAACCUUUUUAUAGCUACCAAGAUUUACUCUCCCCUAUUCGUACUUCCAGGCAAACGAUAAUGAGUGACUUUGUUACUGCUCAACACAUGCCCAGAAGGGGUGCGACUCCUUCAGACAAAGAUGAACGACAAUCUCCCAGAUCCCUGCCAAAUGCUUCAAAGACCUAUAGUUCAAUUACUGAAAGCCAAAGAAUGCCAUCACCUGCAAUACCACCAUAUCUUUCACAGUCAUCGGGUAUCAUCUAUGUACCACAUCAAUCAGGUAUGAAUAUUUCAGUUGCUGAGAGACUCAACCGAAAUUCUCCUCUUCCAUCCCAAAGUACGCCGUCUCCAAGGGAUGACAAAGGUAUUUCUCCUGUACCAACUCCUUGGUCUAAUAAUCCAGCUAAAAUUCCUCUCCUUGGCUCAGCAGCAAAUGUUGCAAUGGAACAAUCACGUUAUCCACCGUCCCCUCCUUCACGGCCCAGUAUCGUUAAAGGUACUGGGUGGCAAAGACCAGACAACGGAGGGCAUUUGCCUGACAGUACAACAAUGCCACCCAGCAAGGCAGCAUCACCAAGACAUGAAGGGCAUGUCACAAUCACCUACCCUCAAUCUCUUAACACUCAGACACAUGUUAUUCCCCCCGAGCCACAGCAUCGAGAAACCCCUAUAAAAAUAAUCGAUCCCGAGAUCCCUAAGGAAAGGGACAAAGAAUGGGACAGAGAAUCUCAAGACCGUUUUGAUGUGAAAGAGUAUGAUAAACAUGAGAUGGAGCCGAGGCCAGCUCGUGACUUCCAUAAUCGGCAGAUGAUGGUAAACAAAGCUGAACUCGAAAGUAACAUAGCAGCCCAACCCCCUUGUCAUGACAGACCUGGAUAUUCCACACCUUCCCGACACGGAACACCGUCCGGUGUCCGGGAGACCGAUCCAAACCGACCCAUACACAUCGAUGUAGAUCGACAGCCAGAUUCAUCCAAGACUCCUGACGCUCAGGACAUUCAGCGGUUUCGAAGCAGCGACACAGAAAUGACGCCACGGCCCCACCGGUCACCAGGUACUGGAGACACAUCGUCUAAUUUAUUAAAAGCUCUGAAAAAUAAUGACAACAUUCCUUCGUCCAAUUUUGACUCCGAUGCUGGUGCUGGUUCCAACGACGACAGCUCGCAGUCGCGGACGGUCACAGCCGCUUAUCUGAUUGAUGCGAUCAUCAUCAACCAAAUCCAUCGUGGCAACGAGGAAUUAGAUUCCAAGUCGGGGGAAGAAGUUAAGGGCAUGGUCAGCAGAGUGCCGGAACCGUGGCAGUCCGAGGGCCGGCAACCACCCCCGAGGGAGACCACUUCGCCGACCGUUAUACAUCUCGACCAGGCGGCAUCGCCGACGUUUACCAAACGUAAAGGCUAUAGCAAAUACCAACAAGAGAAGGAAGAUUCCGCUGAGAAACCGUAUUACACGUCUCCCCGUGAAUCGCCCGGACCACAAAUGGGAUCUAACCACGGGCCAAAUGGAGGAACUCAAACCAGUGGAGCUGGUAAUAGUAAUAACAGUAAUAAUAAUAACAAUAAUAACAGUAAUAACAAUAAUAAUAAUAAUAACAAUAACAGUAAUAAUAACAGUAAUAACAAUAAUAACCCGGGUAGUAGUAACACCAGCACCAGCAGUGGUUCCCAUACUCCCCAGCCUCACCCACACCCUUCACAAGCAACUGGUAAUGGUAGUAGUGGUGGUGGUAGUGGUGGCGGUGGUAGCAGUAAUAACAGUAGUGGUGGUGGUGGUGGUGGUGGAGGAGGAGGAGGCGGCGGAGGUGGUGGUGGUGAAAAAACUGAUAAAGAGCGACCUCCCUCCGGAUCAGGGGGGAGCUCUUCGAAAUCUCCUGGCCCGCCCGGCUCUAACAAAGCCAUCACGCUCGGCGAGCAUAUAGACGCCAUCAUCACACAGGACUACAGUAACCGUAGACUGGUCUAUUCUAUCCCGACUAAAGGUGGGCUUUUGAGCCAAAUCAACGGUACUAGCAGCAAGUCUCCAUUCUCUAUCCACACUUCUGUGGCCCAGGUUGGCACACUGGCCAAUGUGAUCAACAGCGAGUAUGGCUUACCUUCACCAAUGAAGUCGCCAACCAACCAAUCAAAUGUCGUCGUGUCCCAAGCUUCUGAUGCCGCCUACCAACAGGGUGGACCUGAAGUGAUGCGGCUACACACGAACUAUAGUACAGGAGUACACCAACAGACGGCCCCUGUUGGCUAUAAUUGGAAACUGAAGCGAAUGCACCAACAUCAGGAAGCAGAACAACAACAGCAGCAGCAGCAGCAGCAACAACAGCAUCAGCAGCAGCAGCAACAACAGCAUCAGCAGCAGCAGCAACAGCAACAACAGCAUCAGCAGCAGCAGGCAGCCUCUUCUAUGAGUGGAACGCAGCAAGUUGAGAAUGUUGGUCAAAUCCAACGCUUGCUUCAUUCAAAUGCUAAUCCUGAAGAAUAUGAAAUCGUACAGGGUGUCAGUUGGAUCCGACCAGACCAUUCACCCCAGAACCGGACGCAGCAUGUUGGUGGAAUCAAAGUCGAACCAAUAUCGCCACCAGGGCCUUCAGUAUCUGAAAGCAAUGAGGCUAUGUCAUCCAAAAUCUCCCCAUCACGUUCUCCUCGGGCACGGCCAACGCCAGUAGUUGCCCAUCAUCAACAUAUUUCAAGUCUUCUCUCUAGGCCUAAAAUUGAUGAUUAAAUAACUAAGUUAGUGCGCUGCCUUCACUGUCAAACCGGCUAUUGAUGAUUGGGGUCCCUCUUAGUCUUAACAGGCUCCUCAACCCCGCCCGCAUAGCCUGUAACAAGCCAAAAACUAACCAUUUCCCCCAUGAACAACCAGCAGAAAGAGAGGGGUCACUGAAGACUUUCACAGUUCACCGACAGUUGUUACUGUGCCACAGACUCCACCUUCUUUUAUUGGAUAGCAUCUCAGAACGUUGAUUUGCGAUUUGCUAACCUCAGUACAGGCUACCAAGCUGACAGUAGUGGUCUGGCCUUUGUACUCUACUCAUCACCACCACCACCACCACCACCACCAUCCCACUCUGAACUCCUUGCAGUUAACUGUAGUGGGGGGGGGGGCAAUAGAGCAGUCAGCUUGCCCUUUGUU
Octopus bimaculoides (California two-spot octopus) is the source of this 7623-nucleotide messenger RNA. RefSeq lists its product as uncharacterized. Gene Ontology annotation, biological process: regulation of transcription by RNA polymerase II. Gene Ontology annotation, cellular component: chromatin. The record is from RefSeq and is a predicted model, not a curated record. Lineage: Eukaryota; Metazoa; Mollusca; Cephalopoda; Octopoda; Octopodidae.